AAACAAACACAUUUUGAUAUUUUAAAUAAAUAAUAUUAUUUUGUUAAAUUAGUAUGUAAUGUAAUUUAAUUUGUAAAUCUUUAUUUGAAAAUAAAUAAAUUUAAACUGUGUCAUCUAUCCAUCAUGAAGGAGAUUAUUGGUGGAUUUUCUGAAUCUGGAAGAUAUUAUGCUGAAAUCAGUGUUAAUGGUAAGGUUAAUGUCUGGGAUACAAACGUUGGUGAUUUGCGGCAUACAUAUUCACCAAGUGGACAUCUAAAUUCGUCUGUCUCUUGUGUUAAAUGGAUUCAAAUGGAUAAUACUGAUUUACUUUGUAUUGGGACACAAAAGGGUUAUGUUGAGUUUUAUAAUAUUGCCAGUGGAUGUGUCUUCUCAAAAAUUAAUACUCAAUCAAGAGCUGUCAAGAGUAUUUAUCGUUUAGCUCAAUAUUUAUAUGUAGGUUCAGAUGAUGGUCAUGUUAUGAAGUUUGAUUUAAAGACCAACAAACUAGAAGAAUCAAAAAAUAAAAUGGGUAAAAUAUGUGCACUUGCUGUGUUGUCUGAUGGGAGAGUGUUGACAGCGUCCAGGGAAAUAAAACUAUGGAAUUUUCCAUCUGGAAAGUUAAUUCAUAAAUUCAUUGGUCAUAAGAAUGAAAUCACUUCAUUACACAUUAUAGAAGCUGAUAAAUGUUAUUUAUUAAGUUGUGCUAGAGACCGUUUUGUUAAUAUAUGGUCGUUAAGUGACCUUAAACCAGAUCCAUUAGCUUCAUUAGUUGCAGAAGAUAAUAUUUCUUCUAUGUUUGUACAGAAUGCUCGCAAUAAUAUUACUGUUACAGCGACAACUGAGUGUGGUACUUUGCAUGUGUAUGUACAUGUAUUGAAUGGAUGUGUUGUACAUCCACUUAAACCUCAGGGAACUCUUCAAAUAGCUGUGGAUACUAUUAAAGAUGAAGAAAAUGUACAAAUGCCAAUAAUAUGUUCUAAAAUUAUUGAUUCAAGAGUAUAUGCAGUGUAUGGAACCCGGCCAUUUCUAGCAUUUGAAAAUAUACAAUUAAGUAAAUUAAAUAAAUGCACUUUUAUAGCAAGACAAGAUCCAAAAAAAUCAAAAACGGUUGUAGGUAGUCAUAUAAUUAAUCCAAAUAUUUCAGAUGCUAAAUGCAUUGAACUAAAAAAUAAUAGAUCAUCAAAUCUACCACUUGAAACAAGACUUCAAAAUAUGUCUGAAGAAAUCGAAACCACAGUUCAGACUAAAGGUGAAAGUAUUGUACAUUUAUUGGUUCAGGGUCUUCGUAGUAAUGAUAAGAAUCUUUUAGAGUCUGCUUUAUUUGUAAAAGAUGACCGAACAAUUGACAAUACUGUAUCACGUCUACCUUUACAAUCAAUCAUCAUGCUUGUUCAUAAACUUAUCCGCCUAUCACAGGAUAGAACAUUGAUAAGUUCUGUAAGUGUAAGGUGGUUGUCUGCAAUACUACGUAUUCAUGCAUCCUUAUUAUUAGCUAAUCCAGAUGUUUUAGAAACCUUUUUACCCUUAGAAAAUGUUUUAAGUACAAGAUUAAAUAACUUUCGACAACUUGGAUUAUUAGAAUUUAAACUAAAAGCUCUAGUUAACAAAUUAAACUUUGACAAAGAAGAUAAAGACAAAGAGCAAGCUGCACUAUUGGUGUAUAAUGAUUCAGAUGACGAAGAUAAAAAAACAAUAGAUGAAGAUGCAUUAUUGGCACCCAUUGAAUCUGAAGACGAAGAUCAAAAUACAACUGAUGAAGAAGAAGAAAUGGAUAUAGAUAUAAAUGGUGAAGAUUAUCCAGUUUUAAUUACAAAUAAAACAUAAAUUAUACAAUUUUUUUUUUAAUUCAAUUAUUAAUGAAUUAAUUUUUAAAUAUAUUAUAUAUUUUAAUUAAUAUAGUUUGAUUAUUUGUUGUAUUAUAAUCGUUUAUUUAAUUAAGAAAAAAUUACAAUUCAGUUUUAUAAAUGUGUAUGUGUAUGUCAUAGUUGAGCAAAUCAAUAUUUUAUAUGUUUUCCAUGACAAUUAUAUUGGACUAAUGAAAAACUUUAAUGCAAUUUAGUGACAUACUAUUAUUCUAAUAUAGUAUAUUUUGGUUUUACAUAUUUGUGGGAGGUUUUAAAAUUAAAAAUACUUAAACUAAUAUUUUUAAAUUGAAAUGUUAUUAAGAAUAUUGCGAGUUUAAUCUCUAAAUUUUGGUCAUUAUAAUAUUGUAUAAGAGAAGUAAGGUAAUAUAGGAAAUAUAACACCUGUAAAAUUG
This is a messenger RNA of Cinara cedri, 2236 nucleotides long. The record is from the annotation of a GenBank genome assembly. NCBI's taxonomy places the organism in Eukaryota, Metazoa, Arthropoda, Insecta, Hemiptera, Aphididae.